Molecule: messenger RNA, 1285 nt
Organism: Myotis davidii
Lineage: Eukaryota; Metazoa; Chordata; Mammalia; Chiroptera; Vespertilionidae
Gene: PHOX2B
Product: paired like homeobox 2b
Exons: 4
Coding region: 246-776 (176 amino acids)
Biological process (GO): regulation of transcription by RNA polymerase II
Molecular function (GO): DNA-binding transcription factor activity, RNA polymerase II-specific; RNA polymerase II transcription regulatory region sequence-specific DNA binding
Source: RefSeq, a predicted model, not a curated record
GACCAACCGCUUUGCUAUUGUCCAAGUGGAAAGAGCCAAGUUUAUUAUGAGGACUAUAUGCUCUAGAGACCUCAGACAAGGCAUCUCAUAGGAGGCUUUUUCAUAAAACUAGGCUCUGCUGGUAGUAAGGAGGCCAGUUUGGAGGCAGGCGUGGAGCUGUGCACAUCUCCCCACUCCAGCCACCUUCUCCAUACCCAUCUUUUAUUUCAUUUUUCCACUUGGCUGAGCCAUCCAGAGCCUUUUCAAUGUAUAAAAUGGAAUAUUCUUACCUCAAUUCCUCUGCCUACGAGUCCUGUAUGGCUGGGAUGGACACCUCCAGCCUGGCUUCAGCCUAUGCAGACUUCAGUUCCUGCAGCCAGGCCAGUGGCUUCCAGUAUAACCCGAUCAGGACCACUUUUGGGGCCACGUCCGGCUGCCCGUCCCUCACGCCGGGAUCCUGCAGCCUGGGCACCCUCAGGGACCACCAGAGCAGUCCGUACGCCGCAGUUCCUUACAAACUCUUCACCGACCACGGCGGCCUCAACGAGAAGCGCAAGCAGAGGCGCAUUCGCACCACGUUCACGAGCGCGCAGCUCAAAGAGCUGGAGAGGGUCUUCGCCGAGACGCACUACCCUGACAUCUACACCCGGGAGGAGCUGGCCCUGAAGAUCGACCUCACGGAGGCGCGCGUCCAGGUGUGGUUCCAGAACCGCCGCGGGCCCUUCGCCAGCGUCCUAUCUUCGCUCCAAAGACCCAACGGUGCCAAAGCCGCCUUGGUGAAGAGCAGUAUGUUCUGAUCUGGGACGUGGCGGCGGCGGCGGCGGGCCGGGGCCGGGCGGGCGAGUGGGCGAGCGGGUAGGCCCCAGGCUACUGUCGUCGCUGCCGCCCUGGCUUUUUCAUGGAAAGCCUAAAGUAAUCGCGAUAAGAAUAAAGAGAACACGGCGUCGCCCCCAUUGCAACCCCACUCUUACCCCAAUCCCGAACCCCCAGCAAAACAAAACAAACGAAACAGAGCAAAGCAAAGCAAACACUUCCUGGCUCCGCACCUGCCCCAGGGCCGCGCAGACGGGCCAGGGCUCCGCCUGUGGACCGGGAGGUGGGAGCGGCGCGGCCGGACUCGGGGGCACUCUCAGGGGGCUGUGUCUGCGUGUCGUGUGUGUCUGUCUCUGGGAAUGUGUAUCUGUGGCCCGAGCCGGUGACAGAAAGAGAUGGAUGGGGGGCAUAACCAACUCAGUGACUUGCUUAGAAAAAGAGAAAAAUAAACAAAACAAAACGAAAAAACCCAAAUUAAAAAAAAAAUUAGGAA